This is a messenger RNA of Cladophialophora carrionii CBS 160.54, 1623 nucleotides long. RefSeq lists its product as uncharacterized. Gene Ontology annotation, molecular function: ligase activity. The record is from RefSeq and is a predicted model, not a curated record. Bases 1 to 1623 code for a protein of 540 amino acids. Lineage: Eukaryota; Fungi; Ascomycota; Eurotiomycetes; Chaetothyriales; Herpotrichiellaceae. The transcript has 2 exons.
AUGUCGCAAGGUGCUGGCUUCCCGGUGGUGGAAACUUUGGUCGACUUGACCCAAGAAACGUACAGAUCGAAUCGAGAAGCAUGGAAACCUGUACUGCAAGAGUAUGCCGACAACCUGAAGAGAACGACGUCUGAAGGCAGUCCGCAAUCGCUCAACAGGCACGAAGCUCGGGGACAACUGUUAGCGCGGGACCGGAUAUCAUUGUUGCUGGACGCGGAUUCGUCGUUUCUGGAAUUGGGCACAUUUGCAGGCUUUGGUCUGGAAGAUUCAAGCCCCUGCGCGAGUCUCUUAGCAGGCAUUGGAAGCAUAAGUGGCCGGACAUGCCUCGUAAUUGCCCAUAUCGCAACCCAGAGUGGAGGAGCCUGGAACGAGUUCACGCUCAAGAAACAAAACAGAGUGACCGAGAUCGCGAAUGAGAAUGACUUGCCUCUUGUUGCCCUGGUGCAAUCAGCAGGCGUCUUUCUGCCGCAGCAGUUUCGUGUCUUUCACCAAGCCGGUCAGAUAUUCCGCGACCUGGCUGUUCGGACCCAAAACGAUCAAGCUUCGUGUGCAAUCGUGUUUGGAUCAUCCACUGCUGGCGGCGCGUAUCACCCAGGAUUGUCCGACUACACCAUCUUCGUUGAGAACCAAGCGCAGGUGUUUUUGGGAGGUCCUCCACUGGUCAAGAUGGCGACGGGCGAGGUAAUCGAUGCUGAAGAGCUGGGUGGCGCGAGAGUCCACGGAACUGUCACUGGUCUAGCCGACCAGAUCGCUUUUGACGAGUUUGAUGCUAUUCGCAAGGCUCGUGAAUGGGUCAGCAGUUUGAAACCACAAGAGCGACCACUGUCGUCUAUUCGCCUUCCAUUGGCACCACGGUAUCCCAUCUCGGACAUCUUCUCGAUAGUGAAUCCAGAUAUUCGAAAGCCGUUCAACAUGAAAGAGGUGGUGCUACGCUUGGUGGAUGACUCAAGACUAGCCAUCUUCAAACCGGAGUAUGGCCCUAAUCUGUUGACCGGCUGGGCGCAUAUUAUGGGAAUACCACUUGCCAUCAUCGCCAAUCAAACACCAAUUAUUAAUCCAGAUGAAGCAUCGAAAGGAGCACAGUUUAUCCGCAUGUGCAACCAACAAGACAUUCCCAUCGUCUUCCUGCACAAUGUCACUGGCUUUAUGGUUGGAUCCAAGGCAGAACAUGCCGCCAUCAUCAAGAAAGGAGCUCAAUUUGUGUCUGCUGUCAGUUGCUCCAAGGUACCUCAUAUCUCCGUGAUUCUCGGCGCGUCAUACGGAGCUGGGAAUUAUGCCAUGUGUGGAAGGUCUUACCGGCCACGAUUUCUCUUUACAUGGCCCACCGGGCGAUGCAGCGUCAUGGGCGCAGAGCAAUUGUCUGGGGUGAUGGCCCAGGUCGAGGCAAAUAGUGCCAAAAACAAAGGCGUGGUGCUUAAGCCUGACGAGGUCGAGGCCAGGAUACAGCGUUUGCGGAAGGAAGUCGACAGAGACAGUAGCUGCUAUCGGACGUCUGGGACUGUGCUGGACGAUGGAAUUAUCGAUCCUCUCGACACCCGCGACGUCCUUGGGAUAUGCUUGGAGAUUGUGCAAAGGCCGCAGAUACAGGGCAGCGCUGGCCAUCGCGCAUUGGCGAGGAUAUAG